GAAGUGAGAACGCAGCACAAGUGUCACCCACUGAGCCACACGGGGACAGCACUCACAGCACUGAGACAGAGGAACUGCAGAGGCAGGGGAAAUACCAACAGUGGUCCAUGGCAGGGCUGAUAAAACCUGUGACUGCAUGGAAGGAGGGGACCGUGCACAGCUGCAGACGACAGCUGAUGGGGACACGAGGUGGAGAGAAGGAUGGGGAUCCUGAUGCUGUGGUGACCAGGAAUCAGGCACAGACCCAAGAGCCUCAGCAGGAGCCAUGUAAGUUCUCUGCAGACAGCACUUUAUGCUAGCUUUGCCUGCUGGUAGCUGGUGCUGAGUUUGCUUUGACACAUGCUGGUGAAGCUGCUGCUCACAGCCAGGUGCUUUGUGCUUUGUGCCUUGUGACAUGGCUUCUCCCUCUCUUGGGACCUCACUGGGCUGAUGAGACCCUCAUCUGGCAACCACAGCACCAAGCUGUGGAUGGGAAGCAUCACACUGGAGAGGUUCUAUGAGCUGAGCCCCUCCAGGCAUGACUUCGACUGCUCAUGGUUUAUACCACUAGUGAUUACCUGGACACAGACAAGAGGAGGCUUUCUAUACAGUGAUGAAACUAGCACAUCCCAGAAUCUGGAUGAUUUUGAAGACUAAAGUACCAACAAGGACCAUGACAUAAAAAUGUUGUUGGUUGGGGAUUGAUGAGCUGGGCACACUAGUAUGUCAGUAACUAUUUGUAAGCAUCCACCAAGGAGCAGCCCCAAGAAAGGCAAAAGCAGUCCCUGGAAAUUGAGAAUUUUGUAAUAUUGUGACUGUACACUAGCAUGGAAUUAUUUUCAAAGGGUGUGAAUGUGAUGUGCAGACAAUGCAGAAAUACUCCGGAAGCUGCUCUAAGGGGACCUGGAAAGUGGAAAGGGGAAAUAACGUUUGCCCAAGACAGCAAUUCAAGGUGCUAACAUCAGGACCUUUAAGCUCAUUGAUGACCUUGGCUGAGCAUUUCUGGUAAAUAGGCUGUCGUGGGGAGCCCAGAGCAGCCCCUGGGACACAGGCACCCACAGUCACAAAGCCAGCAGGUCACAGGGUCACAGUGCCACACGUUUUCUCAGAAUUGCUGGUUGAGAAGAGCUAUGGCAGACAAGAGAACUACUAUGAUUCAGAGUGAAAUGCUUUGUGAUAAUCGUGAAACUGCCUGCAAACCACUGUCCUCACCUCUCCAACAGCUGCAGGACUGUUAGGGCUGUUCUGUCCCACGGCUCAGGCAGUGUGACAACAGAAGCCACUCCUGCUCCAAUCCCAGGGUUGGCACUCUGGAAGGCAGAGAGAAGACCUCAGGACCUUCCAGGGCAAUGGGUCCCGUCCAAGCACAGUCUCUAGGGUGAGGAGGGUCAACAGGCAUUGCCCAGUGAGACAUCAGGCAGCAGAAGGUAAAGAAAAACCCAAAGAUAGUCCACCUCCAGAGGAACUGCUGCAGGGAUGCAGGGCAGACAAGCCUUUCACGUCCCUGCAGGACUAUUGCAGGCUCCUCAGUCAGCAGGAGGUGGUACAAGCCACACCAAUGGUGAUGACAGAGGAAGCUCUGCCCUGUGUUCAGGAGGAGUGCGGAUGCUUUCUCGGCCAGCCUUGCUGCUCUCACAGCCACCAGAAAUUGUGAUCGGAGGACACCUCACUGGUCAUGUGCAAGGAGAUCUGCUCGUUGAGCCUGCACAGCACUCCACAGCUGGCCUGGAGGAACUCACUCUCUGCAAGGACAGCAAGAGAACAGGAAUUGUACGUUUUGAUACUCCCAAAAUGAACCACAGCAGCUGCAAUAUCACAGCCUAUGAAAUAUUUUCACUUUUCCAGCUGUGUGUUUACAUCCCAGUUUUGGGUUUGGGCAUUAUUCUGAACAUGUUAGCACUGUGUGUGUUCUGUUGCAAACUUGGCAAAUGGACAGAAACCAGAGUAUAUAUGGUCAACUUGGCUGUGGCUGACUGCUUGCUGCUCUUCACCUUGCCGUUCAAAACUCUGUCCCAGUUCCAGCACCUGAAGGUGGAUGGGUGGUGCCUGGUUCUGGAAGGUGGCUAUUUCACAAACCGCUUUAUGAGCAUUGGCAUCAUCACCCUCAUUGCUGCGGAUCGGUACCUCGCUAUCAAGUACCCUUUGAGAUCCAAGGCACUGAGGUCGCCGCUGAAGGCAGCUUUUGUCUCUGGAGUCCUUUGGAUAUUCAUCAUCUGUGGGACUGCCCUCAUUAAAAGCUUUGAAGACCGAAGAGAGGAUGAUUUUUGCUUUGAAAAAUUUUCUGUGACACCCUCGGUGAUCACACUGUGUGCCAUUAUUACAGGGUUUUUCAUACCACUGCUCAUCUUGAGUUACUGCUCCAUACAAGUCAUUGCAGAGCUCAGGAGAAAGAAGAAUGACAACUGUUGCAAUGAAAUGCUGAACAGGAAAGCUGUCUACAUUGUGUCUGCAAACAUGGCUGUGUUCAUCAUUUGCUUUUUACCUCUUUACCUCGGGCAUCUGCUGCGCUUCGUCCUGGACUCCAUCGGCUCCAACUGCUCGGCAAUACAGAGCAUCAACAACUUUGUUCACUUCGCCUCCAUCCUCGCCAACACAAACUGCUGCCUGGAUGCCAUUUGUUACUACUUUGUCAACAAGGAAUUUAAGGAAGCGUCUUCCAAGCUAGCAAAGUCCAAAUCCGAGGCCAGUGAAGAAGGUGAAAUUCAGCUCCCACAUGUAACACAUUAACACAAAACACAUACAGCAUGCAUUUUAUAUUUGUUCUGUUCAACUGGGACUCACUAGCAGGGUUUCACACUUCCUUUUUGUAAGAGUGGGAUGGAGGGACAUUCUACUGAAAGGAGACAUUCAGAUACAUGAUUCAGCUCUGAACCAGACAACCACAGCAGUCCAGGUCCUGAUCUAAUGAUCUAGACUGCCGCCGAAAAUUCUCUGCCUUAAUGCAAAUUUGCAUAAAAUGAUAGAUUUCCCCUGCCAAAAUCCCCCUGUCUUUCAUUUUCCCACAAAACCCAGAAGAAGCACAGGCACUGGUAAAGGAUCGGGUUUUGUCUCUCAUCCCCACCUUGGAUCAGUGUUUGUGCAGCUGUGACAAAGAAAUAAGCUAUUCCAAAUAUCAAUUCAUUUUAAAAAAAUCAGAGUGAAACCAUGCAGAAAAAGAAAGAAUGGUGUUUCUAUAUGUCACAAUCUUACUGGUUUUUAGUUGCUAAUAAUGCACAAUCCCAUAACAGGCAUAUUUAGCUUGCUUUAAAGAACUUUACAGCAGUGUAACAACUCCAAAAUGGUCAACAUUACAACCCAAGGUCAGAAGAAAUUGCAAUUGCUUGUACUGGGAAAAAACUUUACAUCAAAAAUGUUUGAGUAAAAUGGCAUUUAAAAAUAAAUAGAAGAGCUGGUGCAGGGCAGUGGGAACAAGGGCACUGUACUAGGAUUCUGUUCAACCUUAUAAUGUAAAGGAUUGUCUGAAGUGUUCCAAAGCUGUUCCAAAGAAAUCAAUCUAAAUAAAGUUGUGUCUCUGG
This is a messenger RNA of Taeniopygia guttata (zebra finch), 3494 nucleotides long. Its product is annotated as G-protein coupled receptor 35-like. Gene Ontology annotation, molecular function: chemokine receptor activity. Gene Ontology annotation, cellular component: plasma membrane. The record is from RefSeq and is a predicted model, not a curated record. Lineage: Eukaryota; Metazoa; Chordata; Aves; Passeriformes; Estrildidae. Gene Ontology annotation, biological process: chemokine-mediated signaling pathway; positive regulation of Rho protein signal transduction; phospholipase C-activating G protein-coupled receptor signaling pathway.